GAGGCGGGGCGCGGGUUCUCCCGAGCCGGUCCGCGCGCCUCUGCCCCGGGAGCUGCCGCCUGGCCGCCCGGGGACCGGGAACAGUUGUCGCACUCGGACCUCCUCGCGGACCCCUUCGGGAAGGGUGCGUGGAGCCAUGGAGGGCCUGGAGCUGGCCGGGAAGAUCCUUUCCACCUGGCUGACGUUGGUGCUCGGCCUCAUCCUCCUGCCUUCGGCCUUCGGGGUGUCUUUGGGCAUCUCCGAAAUCUACAUGAAGAUCCUGGUGAAAACUUUAGAGUGGGCCACGUUACGAAUUGAAAAAGGAGUCCCGAAGGAGUCCGUUCUUAAAAAUUCAGCUUCUGUUGGUAUUAUCCAAAGAGAUGAGUCACCCAUGGAAAAAGGACUCUCUGGUCUUCGAGGAAGGGACUUUGAGCUGUCUGACGCGUUUUAUUUCUCCAAGAAGGGAUUGGAAGCCAUUGUGGAAGAUGAAGUGACCCAGAGGUUCUCGUCUGAGGAGCUAGUAUCAUGGAAUCUCCUCACAAGGACCAAUAUAAAUUUCCAGUACAUCAGCCUGCGGCUCACCAUGGUGUGGGUGCUGGGCGUCCUAAUACGCUACUGUGUCCUACUGCCUCUGAGGGUUACCUUGGCUUUCAUUGGGAUCAGUUUGUUGGUUAUUGGAACUACGCUGGUUGGGCAGCUUCCAGAUAGCAGCUUCAAAAACUGGCUGAGUGAACUGGUCCACCUGACCUGUUGCCGGAUCUGUGUGCGAGCCCUCUCAGGGACCAUUCAUUAUCAUAACAGGCAGUACAGACCCCAGAAGGGAGGCAUUUGUGUUGCCAACCAUACCUCCCCAAUAGAUGUUUUGAUUUUAACAACGGAUGGAUGCUAUGCAAUGGUUGGCCAGGUUCAUGGUGGGUUGAUGGGAGUUAUUCAGAGAGCUAUGGUCAAGGCUUGUCCACAUGUCUGGUUUGAACGCUCAGAAAUGAAGGAUCGACACCUGGUUACUAAGAGACUAAAAGAACACAUUGCUGACAAGAAAAAAUUACCCAUAUUAAUCUUUCCCGAAGGAACUUGCAUCAACAAUACUUCAGUCAUGAUGUUUAAAAAGGGAAGCUUUGAAAUUGGAGGAACUAUAUAUCCAGUUGCAAUUAAGUAUAACCCUCAGUUUGGUGAUGCCUUUUGGAACAGUAGUAAAUACAACAUGGUGAGCUACCUGCUUCGAAUGAUGACCAGCUGGGCCAUCGUCUGUGAUGUGUGGUACUUGCCUCCCAUGACGAGAGAGGAAGGAGAAGAUGCAGUCCAGUUUGCUAACAGGGUUAAGUCUGCUAUUGCUAUACAAGGAGGAUUGACUGAGCUUCCCUGGGAUGGUGGGCUGAAGAGAGCAAAAGUGAAGGACACUUACAGGGAAGAACAACAGAAGAACUACAGCAAGAUGAUCGUUGGCAAUGGAUCUCUCAACUCUCAGUCAGACUGAUUGCGGCCCUGGAGAUAAAGCUUGGCUUCCCAGAACUAGCCCUUAGAAAUGGGAUCGUGUGUGUGUGUGUGUGUGUGUGUGUGUUUGGGGGGGGGGUGUUGUUUUGUUUUAUUGUUUUGUUUUUUUAUUGUUAAUCUUUUCUACAGGAUAAUUGUCUCUACCUCUUAUGCCAGAGGCAGAACCCAUCAGUGCACUUUUGUUGUUAGAGCAUUAGCCUCCUGGAUUGUAGGGUAGAUGACUGAGUUUAAACAGAUUCUGCCUUCUGUAAGAUGAUUAUGUCAUUGGUGAUUGAAUGAAAUAUUUGUACAGGAAAAAAUGCUUUGAAAACACUUUUGGAACUCUUUUGUGUUUGUAAUCAUUGAUAUGGUAGUUCUCAUAAAAUACCCCAAACUCUUUUUCCUGAUUAGCUUUCUCAUGCCCUUUCCUCACACUUCGGUCAGCCUCUUAAACAGUGGGAUGAGGUUACCAUCAUGGCUAUGUUCUCCUUCAAGGCUGAGAAGAAAAAUGGACGGUAGUAUUUAGGAGAAAGGACAACUUUGUGGCCAUCUAAUCUGAAAGCUAAAAGGAAAUGUUAAUAUUUUUUUACUACUGUGUUAGAAGAGAAAUACCAUCUAGUGAGCUUUACCAAAGAGAGGUGAGUCCAAGUUACUGUGUGAGUGCAUUUAUUUAUAUGUAGGUAAGUUGCAAAUAAAUACAUUUAGCCAGCAACUGGUGAUAACGUUUAGUUUUCCUUGUUUGUAUGCUAAAGAUCUGUACCUAGUGCCUGUCCCACCUACUGUAACCAAACACAUUUCAAAUAGGAGUCUUUUACAACAAAAAAAUCACAUUUAGUGUUUUCCGUGGGAGUAUGAAUGAGUAAUGUGUGUGGCACUGCCCUUCACCCUCCACCACUUUGUAGUUUAUUUCAGAACAGAAAAAUUUUUCUUAAACAGAAAAAUAAGUGGUGAAAUUACCUUUUGGAAACUGAGCCUUAAAUUUUUUAAAGUGGAAAAUAAGUGCUUUUGACUCACAGCAUAAACAAUGUUUGAUAGUAAUAUAAUGCCAUCUUAAACUCUGAGAGUAUGAUAUCUUUUCUGGAAACCAUGUACAGAAUGUGAAACUAUCUUAUGGUGAAUAUAAAUAAAUUCUAUAUUUCUAAA
This is a messenger RNA of Miniopterus natalensis, 2592 nucleotides long. NCBI's taxonomy places the organism in Eukaryota, Metazoa, Chordata, Mammalia, Chiroptera, Miniopteridae. The record is from RefSeq and is a predicted model, not a curated record.